GUGUGCCAUCACCACGCACAAAACAAAUGUUUUGCAUUUUCCGGUGAAAUUAAUUUAAAAUUUAUAUUUUUCGCGAUGCGUUCACGUAGCAGGAGUCGCAGCCGUCAGAGGAACCGCCGGCGACGCAGCAGAUCCGACUCCAGAGAACGUAACCGCUCCAGGGAGCGGGAGAAAGACAGAGAGCGGGAGCUUCAUAAGGAAAGAACUUCAAAUCGAAGUUCCCGACGUUCCAGGGAAAAAGAACUGGUGCCCCGUCGUCGUCGUACCCGCUCCGCGUCCUCCAGUAGCUCGGGCAGCAGCAGUGGCAGCCCCAGUUCCUCCAGAAGCUCCUCUGCCCACCGAAAAUCAGAAAAGAAGUCCGUGGAACGCUGGCCCAACGAUCGGUUCCACGAGAACAACCACGACCGACGGCAGAAUCCUUUCCGGGGCCGCGCUCCUGAGGGCAGUUUUAUCAACGAUCCCGCUGAACCGUCCAGUAGAAGCCAUCAAAGAGGGCGCGGCGCCGCCGGUGGCCACCACUCCAAUGCCAAUGUGAAUGCUCGCAGGGACCACCGGGUUCGCAUUGGCGAGGAAGGCGUGCCCGAGGUCUGGGGCAAGAGCCCAACGCGACCGGAAAACGACGACGUGGAACUGGUCAAGGGCUCCUACGUGGGACCCAAGAAAAAGAAAAAGAAGGGCAAAAAAAAAAGCAAGAAGUCUGAAAAGAAGUCAAAGAAGAAAUCUAAGAAAGCAAAGAAGAAAAAGAGCAGGAAAUCCAGCUCUUCGGAGGACUCCUCUUCCAGUGAGUCCAGCAGCGAGGAUAGCAGCGACGACUCCAGCGAUGACACUAGCAGCUCCAGUUCCGAAAGCGAUGAUGAGUCUGAGGAAGAUGUUUGGCUGGAGAAAACCGCCGAAGGCAUUAAGAAACCUAAAAAGAAAAAGUCAUCUGCAAGCAAAAAGGAUAAGAAAUCCAAAAAGAAGAAGAAGAAGAGGAAAUCCGAGAUGGCCAAGUCUAAAAAGAAGAGCUCCUCCUCCAGUGGCGGCAGAUCCAAGACCAAGGACAGCUCCAAUCACAACGACGAGGAUGUGGGUCCCUCCCUUCGAACCGGUGGCAGCCUCAAUCAAAAGGACUUUGGCAAGGCUCUGCUGCCCGGCGAAGGAGCUGCUAUGGCUGCCUACAUCGCUGAGGGCAAGCGGAUUCCCCGACGUGGAGAAAUCGGCCUGACCUCCGACGAGAUCGCCAACUUUGAGUCUGUAGGCUAUGUCAUGAGCGGUAGCCGGCACCGGCGCAUGGAGGCGGUGCGUAUCCGCAAGGAGAACCAGCUGUACUCCGCCGACGAGAAGAGGGCGCUGGCCAUGUUCAGCAAGGAGGAGCGGCAGAAGCGCGAGAACAAGAUUCUUUCGCAGUUCAAGGACAUGAUUCACAACAAGCUCCAAGCCAAGGACAAGAAGUAGAUGCGAAAAACCUUAAAAAUAAAAGAUUCAGAGGACAACAUUUAAAGACUUAAAUAUUUUUACUUAAAUAAAUAUGUUGAAUACUGGAAU
This is a messenger RNA of Drosophila serrata, 1524 nucleotides long. Its product is annotated as NF-kappa-B-activating protein. The record is from RefSeq and is a predicted model, not a curated record. NCBI's taxonomy places the organism in Eukaryota, Metazoa, Arthropoda, Insecta, Diptera, Drosophilidae. Gene Ontology annotation, molecular function: chromatin binding. Gene Ontology annotation, cellular component: nucleus. Gene Ontology annotation, biological process: regulation of gene expression.